UAGCCAAGGAAGAGCAGACUGAUACCCAGAGCAGCACUGUCUUCAGAAGGGUUGGCCACAGGGAGAAGGUCCUUGGGAAGGCAUCCAGGAUGAAUGAGGGUCGGGCUAUAAGUGAAAUGCAGCCGAAUACAGGUAGAAGGAAACGUACUGACAUAUGGAUAAAUUUCACAUUUGAUGCAAGAAGAAACAAGACUCGUUGCAAACUGUGUAGCCUGACACUGAUGGGUAAAAACACCACAAACUUGAAACGCCAUUUGCAGAUUUUCCACCCUGAAAUUCAUGCCAAGUUAAAGAAGAGCCCCUUUGACAGGAGAGGACCGCAGAAUGAAAAAAGCUACUGCAUCCCAGCAGAAUAUUUCACCAGCUCUCCUAAGAAAACAAGGAAAACAUCAAUGCUUCUAAAAAAGCAGAAAGUAUUGAAAACAAAUGCUCGCUGCCUGGUAUACUCAGAAGCUAAGAGACUCAAAAAGCAAUACACAAUUUCUCACCACAGUGAAUCUGAAGGUUUUCUGUUGGACUCUGACAAUGCUGAGUCUCCACCAGGCUCCCCUCAGGGCCGGAGUAAGAGGCACAGCCGGCGCAGUCGGCGCGCCUGCUGGAAAUGUGACGCCUGUCUGCGCACGACGGACUGCGGCAAAUGCGACUUUUGCAUGGACAAGCCCAAGUUCGGGGGCAGCAAUAAGAAGAGGCAGAAAUGCCGCCUGCGGCAGUGCCAGAGCCAAGCCAUGCGCCACCUGCUGCCCCUCCAGCUUGUCCAGUCUAAACGCAGGGGCUGGAUGGGUCGCCGCAGGAAGAGGGCAGGACGCUCCAGGAGCAAACUGAGGAAAACCUGGGAGGACUUUGGGGUGACUGACAACGACGGCAGUGAUGAAGACUCCGUGGGAGGCCGGGCACCCAGCAUGGAAGAUGAGCAGAUAAAUGACAAUGGAGUGCAGUCUUUUGGCAGCUAUGCUUCCCAGAUGGCCGGAGCGAUGUUUGCGCCGAGCUUCGUUCCCGGCUUCGGCCGACUCGACACGGAGGCACUCUACAUCAGCAGCUACCCUCUCCCCGUCCAGGUGCCUGACCCGCUGCUACUCCCUCGCCAGGCUUGUUACCAGGGUAACAGUGGAAUGCUGGAAAUGAUGAAGAUGACUGACUUUGCUUCCAGGACACUGGAUGCUGAGCAACCCCUUCCUCCUCCAGGCUCAGAGGCGGUCUUUAACCCGGCGGCGCUCAUGCCGGAUGCAGCUACUGGAGCUCAGGGGCUGGCGGUGGGUGACGACGUGAGGAUCGUGGAGGUGGACACCGGGGAGGCGGAGGUCACGCCUGUGAUCACCGAGAUUUUCAGCCUGGCUGAGAGCAGCCCGCUGGAUGGUGGCGUGGACCAGGAGCUGCUGAGGCUGCUGGAGGCGCUGCGGCGCGCCGUGCUGCCGGCCCACUGGGUUGGCGUCAUGGUGACAGGCCCGCGGCUGCAGCUGCUGCAGUGCUCCAAGCUGUCCACCAUGGCCGACACCGUGCUGCACAUCGAGCCCGACUUCUCCUACCACAUCAGUGUGCAGGAGCUGCCGCUGCUCCUCACGCACCGGCUGUAUGAGGCCCACCCUUCCCGCCUGGCCUCCACGACGGAGGUGACCUCUCUGCUCCUGGACCUGGAGAGCUACUCAGUGUGUCAGGGAUACCCCGCCUUCGAGAUUCCCCACCGGGAGCCGGUCCUGCACAUGCGGGCGGCCGCCUGUGAGCUGCUGGUGCUACAGUCAGAGGAGCGCUGUGACAAGUGUGACGUCACCUCUCUGGUUCUGUGAGGGAUUGGGGGUGGGGGGGGGUCAUCAGGGAUGUUGCCUCCCUUAGCCUCUCUCAGGGCCUAAAGAGAGUAGGGUUACCUCCAUGUCGCAAUGAGCCAGUGUUCAUUUUAAUUUUUUUUUUCUUUUCCACAUGGUAGCCCUGCAGGAGAUUUCUGGAGGUCUCUGUGUCACCUACUGUUACUACAGUUGUGUUUCUGUGGUGCUGUAUAUAAACAGGACAUUGUCUGGGGCCAUGAAUAGAGAGGUGAUUUUUAAACCAGAUGGAAAUGCUGCUUGAUGUUGGGCUGCUUACUCUGUCAUAAUUCUUACUACACAUUAAUGUUGUGUGGGGUGGGCUUGGGGGCCUUGUAAAGAUUAAGCUAACUACCUCUCUGUAGUUUCCUUCAUUAUUUUUCUGUCUUAUUAUGAUACCACAAUACAUACAAUGUGCUCCUCCUUCCACCUAAUUUAUUCAACUUUGUGCAUCUUUUUAUUUCUUCAGAGCAGUGAAGGUCAGGAAAUUGUUUUAAAAUGCCACAAAAAAUCUAUAUGCAAAUUUGGAUGCAGGCUUGCUUGGUUUCCGAUUUAAGUAUGUAACAAGCUGUACCUUAUAUUCGAUAUUAGGGUAGGAGAUCCUUUUCUGUUGUGUAGCAUUUAUAGCAGCAGUAACUCAGAAGUAUUAAAAUACAUUCCUUGUUUUUUACCUAAUUUUUCAAACAUAAAAUAAGGUGGGCAAUCUGUCUGUUAAUUUCCUUCCCCCUUACAUGCUGCUUGUUGAUUCUGAGCUUCCAAAUCUUUCAGUUUUGGUUUGGAAAUUUCACAGCAUAGAGACUAGCUCUAGGAAUACUGGACCAGCACUGACUUUUAAAGCAUCCAGCUGAGAGGUCAGUAUUCCAAGCAGCUAAUCUGCUCCAGGAUUUUGCAGUGAACCAGAGGGGUUGUUGUACUCCUGUUCUUGAGCAUUGGUUAUUGUAGACUUGUCAAAGCUAAAAAAAAAAAAUCAAAUGUCCAGUUGAUUCUUUACAGUAUCAUACUUUUUAUAGGAGCAAAUUUUGGUUAUUCUGAAGAGUUUACAUUGGGGAAAAGAUCGUAUGGAUAACUGCUAUUUUGUGCUGAAACUCUUGCCUGAAAUGGCUCUACAACACAAAUACUAAAAUAUCCUAAAUUUUCAAAAAUUAAUUAAUUGAAUCUGGCUGUCAUGGAAUCAUGGAAUCCAAUAUGUUCAACAUUUCUUGCGUGUGAUUCAUGAGUUCGGUACCUUAGACUUCCAGAGGCUUUUUUACCUCAAAGCAAAUAGAACUUUUAAAAAUGCUGUGCAUAGUAAUUUUCUUGUAAAUACCAAUGAACAUGAUUCUAUUUAAAAAGUUUAAGUUAAAUUGAUACACUGGAUAAUUGUUUCUGGUGUUCUGUUGCGAGGAUGCCAUCACAUCGGAAAGCGCCAAAUGUCACUCUUUCUGCCUUUGUCCUUUGUUACCAGAUUACUGUUUCCACCUUUUGCAUUAAAUAUUAUCUUUACUUUG
Paramormyrops kingsleyae is the source of this 3280-nucleotide messenger RNA. The record is from RefSeq and is a predicted model, not a curated record. Lineage: Eukaryota; Metazoa; Chordata; Actinopteri; Osteoglossiformes; Mormyridae.